This is a messenger RNA of Acanthosepion pharaonis, 2331 nucleotides long. Lineage: Eukaryota; Metazoa; Mollusca; Cephalopoda; Sepiida; Sepiidae. The record is from the annotation of a GenBank genome assembly.
AUGCAGUUUGAGUACGAUGAGCAGGGAGGAACAUUUUUAUAUUUCUUGCUAUGUUUUUGGCUCGCCGCCAUCGUUUCUGCGACCUGCUACUUUUUUCCUCGCAAAUCGAAUAAAGAUGAAGCUCAUAAAUCUCAAAGGCAAUGUUCUUGUCCACCAUGUCGAAAGAAACAGCUGCAAUUGAAAGCCAAAGAACCUUGGACCAAAGCCAAACAGAAUGCAAUCAAAAUUGUUCUCGUUCUGGGAUGGCUCAUCUUCUUCCUUUUGGCCUACAAAUGUUACAAAAUGGAUAGUGACAAUAAGGAGUACGAUCCGUUUGCAGAACUUGGUGUUGACAGAGGAGCUAGCAUUGCUGACAUCAAGAAAGCUUUCCGUAGACUUAGUUUGAAAUACCAUCCUGACAGAGAAUCUGGAGACUCUAAGAAGUUUAUGCUUAUUGCAAAAGCUCAUGCAGCAUUAACAGAUGAGGAAUCUCGUAAGAAUUGGGAAGUCUAUGGAAAUCCUGAUGGACCUGGAUUCAUUCGGUUUGGUAUUGCACUUCCCAAAUGGAUUGUAGAACGAGAAAAUUCCAUGUGGGUAUUGGCUGUGUAUGGUUUAGUGUUUAUGAUAUUGUUGCCUAUUGUAGUGGGCAUAUGGUGGUAUCGUUCCAUCAAAUUCAGUGCUGAUCAAGUUCUUCUUGAUACUACACACUUGUAUUUGCAUUUCUUUAACAAAACUCCAACAAUGCAACUUAAACGUGUAAUCAUGAUUCUUGCUUCAUCAUGGGAAUAUGAGAAAUUACACAAUGCUGAAAUCAUUGAGCGUCCAAGUGAUAAUGAAGAGUUGCCUGCUCUGAUGCGAGAAUUAAGCAAUCUUGGAGAGAGCAACAAGGAACGUCCCUUGUGCUUUCCUUACAGCAUGAAAGCCAGGGUGCUUCUUUUUGCACAUAUGGCACGGAAGGCCCUUCCUCCAAACACUUUAGAAAUUGAUAAGCAGUAUAUUUUGAAGAAGUUUCCCAGCCUUAUCAAUGAGAUGGUCAAUGUGGUUGCUCAGUUAGUGGCAGGAGCUGUUCAUGGCAAGUGUACCUUAAUGCCUUCCCUUGAGACUUUGGAGCACAUAAUGAAGGCAUCACAACUCCUAACUCAAGCCUUACAGGAGAAAUCCAGUCCCUUGCUUCAGUUGCCCUACAUUACACAGGACAUGCUGAAAUAUUUUGUUUGUCGUAAGAGGAAUAUUCGUUGCAUCCGUGAUUUUAUUUUGAUGAAAGAUGAUGAACGUCGGUCAAUCCUCCGCUCUUUAACUGAUGAAGAAUAUUUGGAUGUAAUGGAAGUGUGUGCAUCAAUGCCUUAUGUAACUUUGGAAAUUAAAUCAGAAGUAAUUGAUGACGAUGAUUCGACCAUCACAGCCGGCUCAAUUGUUACCGUAACUGUGACUCUAAAACGAGAAAGCCUUGGUGAUCAUUAUGCAAAUUCUAUAACUCCUGCAGAGGUUAAAGAAAACACUGAAGAAAAUCAUACUGAAGUAAUUGAAGAAGCAGAAAAUCAGCCUCAAACAACAGAUUCUCCUCAAAGGAAACCAAAUCGUGUGUGGGAGAAAGACAAGAAAAGGAAGAAGAACAAUAAAAAAGGAGCAAAAACUAAAAAGAAGCUUAAGGCAUCAGCCCAGGCACGAGGAGCAGCAGCUGCUUCGGCUGCGGCUGCUGCAGCAGCUGCCGCAGCAGCAUCAGAAAACAGAGAGGAUAAAAAAGUUUGCACAAUUGGUGCUGCUACUGCUGAGAAGGGUACUGCUGAGAAUGGAAAGGGUGAUGCUGAAAAUGGUUCUGACCACGAAGGCAGUGAUAACUCUGAUUCCCAAGAGGAUGCCAAAGAAGCAAAUGGUGAUUCUAAUUCCAAUGCAAAAGAUGAUGAUGAUGAUUGGUCAAAAUUUCAAGCAGAAAUGAAAAAAGAAACUAUCUUGGAAACCAAAUCUAAAGAAAGCCAUAUUGUUCAUUGUCCAUAUUUCCCUCUGGACAAGCAAGAAUGCUGGUGGUUAUACAUAGCUGACAGAAAAAACCGAAUGCUUAUAUCUGCUCCUAUGUAUAUUUCUAGUUUAAAAUAUGAAGAUACAGUUGAAUUGAAAUUCUCUGCUCCCAGGAAGCCUGGCAUUUAUCACUAUUCAGUCUAUCUUCGAUCAGAUUCAUACCUUGACUCUGACCAAGUGCAUCCUUUAAAGCUUGAUGUGAAACAAGCCAAAAUCAUUCAGGACCAUCCCCAGUGGGAGAUUUCCGAUGACGACGACGAUGAUGACAAAAAGGAAGAAGAAGCCAGUGGUGAUUCUGACUAUUCUACAGACAAUGAGGAAUCAGAGUCUGACUAA